Molecule: messenger RNA, 891 nt
Organism: Nicotiana attenuata
Lineage: Eukaryota; Viridiplantae; Streptophyta; Magnoliopsida; Solanales; Solanaceae
Exons: 1
Coding region: 1-891 (296 amino acids)
Source: RefSeq, a predicted model, not a curated record
AUGGCUGCAAAACCUUUUCAAAUCACAGUUGAGGAAUUCAGACUUUUCCAUACGAUUGACCGAGCACUUUAUUCUCUCCUUGUUGUUGAGCUUCGGCGUGAUCCUCUGGAGUCAAUGCAGACAUUGGCAUUGUGGAUUUGGUUGGAGCGAACACGUUUCAACGAUAUUAUCAGGAAGAUCUUGUCCUUACCUCAAUUUUUGAUUAAUGAACUUGCUGAUGAGGCUAUAACCUGCCUCAAAUGCAUUGAGGACAACCGGUUCCUGCUCUCAACUGAGACAGGUGAGAUUCCGCUAACUCAAAGUCUCAUGGCAAAAGAGUUCUCCCUCCUGUUUUUCCAUGAAAAUCGGGACAGUGCCACCAGUGGGAUUAGGAAGAUUGUUACUGAGGUUUGUCUCAAGGCAUUGACAGAUAUCAUGGAGAAAGCCUUGAAGAGAAGUUCUGAACAAACUUUGACGGAAAGCAAAUUGGCGAUGGUGGCACCUCUUGCUGAGUCAUUCUUGAUAGAAAGAAUUGCUCAAUUGGGACUUGGGUGUGACGCGUCUCCUAAGAGGAUGAAAGGACACGGCGUACCAUGUGAAGAACGGACCAUGUUUGUUACUUUUUCCAAGGGAUACCCUGUUGCUGAAGUUGAAAUCAGGGAAUUCUUCACUAGGAUUUUUGGAGACUGCAUAGAGUGCAUUCACAUGCAGGAGGUGAAGUCCCAUGAACAAGCUCUUUAUGCUCGAAUCGUGUUUGUUACGCCUGCAAUUAUAGAUUUUAUUCUCAAUGAUCUGCCUAAAGCUAAGUUUACUAUCAACGGUAAGCAUGUGUGGAUGCGAAAAUUUGUCCCGAAAAAUGGAAACUCUUCCCUCGCAUACAUGCUGCCUCAGAAUCCGCCUGAAACUAUUUAG